Molecule: messenger RNA, 2609 nt
Organism: Durio zibethinus
Lineage: Eukaryota; Viridiplantae; Streptophyta; Magnoliopsida; Malvales; Malvaceae
Source: RefSeq, a predicted model, not a curated record
UUUUUUUUCAGUAGGUUCCUCAACCAUAGGGAUGCUCGACUGGACAAAUCAAAGCCAUUGGAUGUUUGGUGAUGGCGUAGGAUUCUCAGUUGAAUACACGUGCUACCAUAUCUUUCCUCUCUCUCCUUUACCUCUUCUUUAUCUUUGCCUCCAUGCAUGGAUUUCUCCUCCAAAUAUAAUCAAGUUUUAAUAAAGAAAGAGAGAGAAAGAAACGCUCACUCCUUUUUUUUCUUCUCAUUUGGUUUUGUUCAUCGCCAUCAUUAGCAACAAAGGUAACAACAACAACAACAACAAAGUCCCCCGCCUCUUCCAAGUUUUGAUCUUUUGUUCAUAUUUCAACUACCCCAAGAAGCCUUAUUAAGAGAGAAAAAAAAAGCAGGUAGUAUAGUUAAUUCAGUUAGGCUCUUUGGUUCACUUUGUUUUGAGCUACCAGAUCUUGUUCUUUCCCCAGAAUUCUAUGAAAUCUGAGAUAUUUUCUUGUCUAGUCAGUAAAAUCCGUCAUUUUAAACAAGUGUGCUAUCAAAUUUCAGUUAUUACCUCAAUUUUCUGAUCUGGGGUCUCACUAUUUUUGUCUUUUGAGUUCUCUGUUUCAUUACCGAUUGGCAUUUCUUUUUUAAAGUGUAAUGGGAUCAAGAAUUGAAGCAUUUUUUCCAAUUGUUUGACCAGAUUUAAAGUUUCAAAAACAUUUUUCUUCUGAUCUGUGUUUUCUUUCUGGAAUUUUGAAUUAUCUUUUCCAUGGAAGAAGUUCAAGAAUUCAAGCAUGUAUGCAAGUUUUGUAGCAAGAGCUUCCCCUGUGGUAGAUCCUUGGGUGGUCAUAUGAGGUCUCACAUGACUAACAACAAUAAUUCAGCUGAAACAGAUGACAAGCUCAGCAAGAAAAAGCUUGUUUCUGUCAAUAAUGUUGGCAAUGAUGCCAACACUGAAACUGGCAUGGAAGCUGGGAUUAAUGGUGGUUAUAUCCUCAGAGAGAACCCCAAGAAGACAUGGAGACUAGCAGAUUCAAGUGAAGCCAAUUCAGUUCAUGACAAGGUUUGCAAAGAGUGUGGCAAACGUUUCCAAUCUUGGAAAGCAUUGUUUGGUCACAUGAAGUGUCAUUCAGAGAAAGAAAGAGCUUCCAAUAACAGCUUGGAGGAGCAAGAUUCUUGGACUAGUGGUAACCAAAAGCUGGUCAUGGAUAGCCAAUCUGAUAAUGAAACUGCAGCUCCAAGCAAACGGAGGAGAUCCGAAAGAAGAACAAGGUACAUGGGCACUGCAAAUUCUUCUACCUUCUCUUUAACUAACCAUGUUUCCUCUUCCAUGUCUGAGAUUGAGCAAGAACAAGAAGAGGUUGCUCUAAGCUUGGUGAUGCUUUCUAGAGAUGUGGGUCAUUGGGCUGGCUUGAAUUCUGUUGCGGAAUCUUCUGGCAAUAACUCUGUGUUUUUGGAAGCUAAAAUCGAGAUUAAAGCUUCCAUCCGUAAUGGCAAGGAGACUAGAAAGUUGAAAAAACAGAAAGAGAAGAAGUUGGAAUCUGCUACAGUGGAUUCUGAGACUUUCCAAACUGGAGCUGGACAACCAGAAUUUUGUGCUUCUGGGCUCUCAAAAACUGGGGUUAUUAGAGUAAAUUUAGUGAAACAAACAGGAGUGGAUCGAGCUCAACUGGGUUCCAAUAAGUUGAAUUCUAGCAAGAGGAAGUUACAAGAGUCUUAUGAUCCUGAACUGAAAUCAGGUUCUGUGAACAAAUUGACAAAUGAUGUUCUUGACACUGAAUUCUGUAAGGAUCCUCGUAAGAGAAGCAAGUUUGAAUGCACUACUUGUAACAAGGUCUUUCACUCUUACCAAGCUCUAGGAGGUCAUAGAGCUAGCCAUAAGAAAAUCAAUGGCUGCUUUGCUUCAAGAAUUGACAGCAGUGAAAAUAGCAUUGAAACUGAAAACUCUCCCAACCCAACAGUCAAAUCAAUUGGCAAUGAAACUCCCAUUGCUCACUUAGCGACAGACACUGAUGAUAAGGCUGAGAUGAGCUAUGGGGUUAAGAAGAGCAAAGGGCAUGAGUGCCCUAUUUGUCUCAAGGUUUUCCCAUCAGGCCAAGCCUUAGGUGGUCACAAGAGAUCUCAUUUAGUUGCUGAGGCAAAAGAAAACCAAACAAUUGUAAUUCAAAAACCAAUUCCAGAAAUUCGUGACUUUCUUGAUCUUAAUCUGCCUGCUCCUGUUGAAGAAGAAACCAGUGUUCAUGUGGGGUUCAAGCCAUGGUGGGUUGGAAGCAGCCACAAGCACGAAGCAUUAGUAGGGUUGAUUUCUAACUGAGUUUCCAGAUCGUUUCAUCGCCAUGGUUUGCCAAUAAAGAUCAAGAGUGUACGCUGUAAAGUACGAAAAAACAAAGCUUCUGCAUAUUAUUUCAUUCAUUCUUUACAGAUUCAAGAAUUCACCGAAGGUACAGCUCAGGCAUUCCUCAAUCUUACAAGUUUUCAAUUAACUUCUGUUUGUUCUUACAUUCUCUAUUCAUUCUCAAUUUGCUUUCUUGGCCUGUUGGCCAUAGAAUAAGUAUUUUAUAGCUGCAAAAUUUCUUGCUCAUUUAUCUGUUAUGACUAGAAACUUGGAUACUGUAAUUGAAUAUUUCAAGCUUUACUUUUCAA